AUGGAGGAAAAUGCGGCGUCGUCCAACUCUUACAGACUCAGGUGCUCGAUUCCGGGCCACGAAAUGGACGUUCGGGGGCUCGCGGCGGCUGUUUUCCCAGAAGGAGGCUUCGUUUCUGUGUCCAGAGACCGGACCGGAAGGAUCUGGGUUCCAAAUUCAAGUCCGGACAAUGGUUUCACGGAGAUGCAAUGCAUGUCCGGCCACUCCAAUUUUGUAUCGUGUGUAUGCAUCAUUGCACCGAGUGAGAUUUACCCCCGAGGACUCAUCGCCACCGGGGGGAAUGAUAACAACAUUUGCGUAUUUACACUGGACCAACCGAAGCCUUUGUACACGCUAGUAGGCCACAAAAACACAGUUUGUACAUUAUCGUCCGGGAAGUUCGGGACACUUUUGAGUGGCUCUUGGGACACCACUGCCAAAGUGUGGCUCAGUGAAAAAUGCAUGAUGACACUGCAGGGUCAUUCUGCAGCGGUAUGGGCGGUGGCCAUGUUGCCUGAACAAGGACUAAUGCUUUCAGGAUCGGCCGACAGAACCAUUAAGCUUUGGAAAGCAGGACGAUGCGAAAAGACAUUUACAGGUCACGAGGACUGUGUACGUGGACUUGUAGUGAUCAGCAGCACUGAGUUCUUCUCCUGCAGCAAUGACACCAGCAUCAGAAGGUGGCUGGUGUCGGGAGAAUGUGCGCAAGUGUACUACGGACACACUAACUACAUCUACAGCAUUGCUAUUUUCCCUAAUAGUCAAGAUUUUGUCAGCACAGGAGAGGACCGAACUGUGAGAAUAUGGAGGAGUGGAGAAUGUACUCAGACGAUCCGCCUUCCCGCUCAGUCUGUAUGGUGCUGCUGCAUCCUACCGAAUGGGGACAUUGCUGUUGGCGCAAGUGAUGGCAUCAUCCGAGUUUUUACAGAGGCUGAGGAUCGCAUGGCCAGCGCAGAGGACCUUCAGGCUUUUGAAGAUGAGCUCUCGAAAGCCACCAUAGACCCCAAGACGGGAGACCUCGGAGACAUCAAACUGGAGGAGCUUCCUGGACGGGAACACCUUGACGAGCCCGGGAAUCGUGACGGGCAGACUCGACUGAUAAAAGAUGGGCAGAAGGUGGAGGCGUACCAGUGGAGUGUCAGUGACAGCCGCUGGGUGAAAAUCGGCGAUGUGGUCGGUGGCUCCAACCAGCAGACAUCCAAAAGUGUCAUGUAUGAAGGAAAGGAGUACGAUUACGUUUUCACGAUUGACGUGAAUGAGGGAGGUCCUUCCAUGAAGCUGCCUUACAAUGUAUCGGAGGACCCCUGGCUGACGGCGCACAACUUUUUGCAGAAGAACGACCUCAGCCCCAUGUUCCUGGACCAGGUCGCUAAUUUUAUCAUCGAAAACACCAAAGGACACGUGGUGGGACCCACACAGCCUGCCAGUGGCGACCCUUUCACUGGAGGAGCUCGGUACAUCCCCGGAUCUUCGGACGGAGGGCCGAAUUUCGGGGGCGAUCCCUUCACAGGCUCUGGUCGUUACAUCCCUGGUUCUGGCACUGAUGCGGUUGCUCCUGAAGGUGUGGCAGAUCCCUUCACAGGUGGAGGUGCUUAUUCUUCAGCAGCCCUUCAACAGAACAUCACCAACAUUUACUUCCCCAAGACGGAUGGGGUGACCUUUGAGCAAGCCAAUAUUUCACAAAUUGUUGGCAAGCUAAAAGAGCUGAACGCAGGAGCUCCUCAGGAACACAAGCUCUCUGAAGACUUCCUGGAAAGUCUGGAGAGGCUCCUGGUUUCCGUCAGCUCGCCAAAUGAAUGCCCGCCAACAAUUCAGCAGAUUAGCCUUCUCUGGAAGGCCUCGCACUGGCCUGAAGAUAUUGUAUUCCCAGUCCUGGACAUUCUAAGGCUGGCUGUGCGCCACCCGCAGGUCAACGAGUCUCUGUGCGGCGAGGCGGAGGGCGUCCAGCUGUGCAACCACCUCCUAAGCCUGAUGAGGCCCGAAGGUCGCGCCGCCAAUCAGAUGCUGGCGCUGCGGAUCCUGUGCAACUGUUUCGGAAGCGGGCACGGCCGAGCGCUCCUCUUGGCCCAGCGCGAGGCCGUCCUGUCGCGGGCCGCAGACUUAGCCGCCGUGUGCAAUAAGAACAUCCACAUCGCCCUGGCCACGCUGGUGCUAAACUACGCCGGCUGCCUGCACACGCAACCCGACCUGGAGGCCAAAGCGCAGUGCUUGUCUGUGGCCAGCCGAGCUCUGGAGACCAUACAGGACAAGGAAGCCGUGUUUCGGCUGCUUGUCGCGCUGGGAACCACCGUGGCCGCUGACCAAACGGCCCGGGACUUGGCCCGCUCCCUGGGAGUCAACGUGCAAAUAUCCCAAUACUCAUCCGUUUCCGAUCCCUCUAAGCUCGGCGAGUGUUGUCGGCUGGUUUUACAAGAACUGCAAUGA
This is a messenger RNA of Nerophis lumbriciformis (worm pipefish), 2403 nucleotides long. The record is from RefSeq and is a predicted model, not a curated record. Lineage: Eukaryota; Metazoa; Chordata; Actinopteri; Syngnathiformes; Syngnathidae.